AUGGCGGAGCGAGGGACAAAGCGCCCGCUGGAGGAUGGUCAUUAUGAAGAUGAUGAUGCAGAUUCAACGGCGCUUCCGAGCCCAGCCAUGAGCUCGUCGGUAAGCGCCAACCAAAAGGGGGGUGGUCUUGGCACACCCACUGGGGCUAUGACAGUGAUCAGCGGAUUCUCUGAUGAAAGAGACCCUAUUGCUGCUGUUCUAAACAAGCAUGGUCUGGGGUGGCCUGCUAAAUCAACUCUUGACCGUGUGAAUUACACGGCGGAGGAGUCUGCCGCCAACGAAGAGCGAUUGGCUGGGGCCGUACGGACAAUCCUCGAGUGUUUGGGCGAAGACCCUGAUCGUGCAGGACUGAAAGAUACCCCGCAGCGCUAUGCACGAGCUCUUCUAUGGAUGACGAAAGGAUACGAGGAGCGCCUUUGUGAUGUGAUUAACCAUGCUAUUUUCGACGAGAACCACGACGAGUUGGUGAUUGUCCGUGAUAUCGAGGUGUACAGUCUUUGUGAGCAUCAUCUCGUUCCCUUCAAGGGUAAGAUCCAUAUUGGCUAUAUUCCCAACCGCAUGGUGAUUGGUCUUUCCAAACUUGCUCGCAUCGCCGAGACCUUCGCGAGGCGUCUUUCAGUGCAAGAACGUCUAACACGACAAGUGGCUCUGGCUCUAAACGAGGCGCUGAACCCGCGUGGGGUGGCUGUUGUAAUGGAGUGCGAACACAUGUGUAUGGCAAUGCGCGGUGUGCAAAAACCUGGUGCUGUGACCGUCACGAGCUGUAUGCUCGGUGUGUUCCGUGACCGUGCCAAGACUCGUGAAGAAUUUCUCAGUCUGAUUCGAAAAUGA
Molecule: messenger RNA, 831 nt
Organism: Malassezia sympodialis ATCC 42132
Lineage: Eukaryota; Fungi; Basidiomycota; Malasseziomycetes; Malasseziales; Malasseziaceae
Gene: FOL2
Product: GTP cyclohydrolase I
Biological process (GO): tetrahydrobiopterin biosynthetic process; tetrahydrofolate biosynthetic process
Cellular component (GO): cytoplasm
Molecular function (GO): GTP cyclohydrolase I activity; GTP binding; zinc ion binding
Source: RefSeq, a predicted model, not a curated record